Molecule: messenger RNA, 3249 nt
Organism: Trichechus manatus latirostris (Florida manatee)
Lineage: Eukaryota; Metazoa; Chordata; Mammalia; Sirenia; Trichechidae
Gene: RGSL1
Product: regulator of G protein signaling like 1
Exons: 21
Coding region: 1-3249 (1082 amino acids)
Source: RefSeq, a predicted model, not a curated record
AUGAGCAACACUGAGAUAAUCAGUUCUACAAAUCUUAUAAUUCUGCUAGAGGAUGAAAUCUUUGCAGAUUUUUUCAACACGUUUCUUUCUCUCCCGGUCUUUGGUCAAAUGCCAUUUUACACUGUUGAAAAUUCGCAGUGGAGCUUGUGGCCAGAAAUACCAUAUGACUUGACUGCCAAGUACAAAGGAUUAUUGACCUGGUUGGAAAAAUACAGGCUACCUUUCUUCUGUAAAACCAAUUUGUGUUUCCAGUACAUUCUCUGUCAGGAGCUCAUCAGCUUCAUUAAGUCCCCAGAAGGAGGUGAAGAGCUGGUGGAUUUCUGGAUCCUUGCCGAGAAGAUCUUGAGCAUCGAUGAGAUGGACCUGGAACUGAGAGACCACUACCUGUCCCUCCUCCUCAUGCUGAAGGCCACUCAUCUGCAGGAGGGCUCCAAGGUGGUGACUCUAUGCAACAUGAACAUCAAGUCCCUCCUAAACCUCUCCAUCUGGCAUCCAACGCAGUCAACCACCAGGAGAGAGAUACUGAGCCACAUGCAGAAAGUGGCUCUGUUCAAACUCCAGAGCUACUGUCUCCCCAACUUUUACACCCAUGCCAAAAUGAACAUGGCCAAGGAGGAAGAGUGCCAGGGUCUGAUGCAAGAAUAUGAGACUCGUCUUUGCAGUGUUUGCUACACCCACGUGGGAGGGCUUCCUCUGAACAUGAGCAUCAAGAAGUGCCACUACCCCCCAAAGCAUUACUCAAGCAGGAAGAGCAAGAGGAAGAUGUGGCAGUUGAUAGACCAUGGCUCCUGGUCUCUGGAAAUGGAGCUGCCGUCCAUUCCCCCUGAACAAGACACCAUCGCUAUGCCUCGACAAGAGACGCGUCCUUGGGAGAAGGUGGUUAUGCAAAUGCCUUCCCGGCGUGUGGCCCAUUCAAAGGAGAAAAUGAUUAGUUCCUUGGAAGAGAAUGUUUGUACCAAGAGGUCCUGCACAAAUAAGAAAGCCAAGAGUCACUUCCACAUGGAGGGCCUCUUUGAGAUGAAGUUCUUGACCCACCUGAGGACAGUUACCCCCAUUAUCAAUCACUUCUCCCAGAUAAAACUGAAGAAGGCUAUCAAGCAAAGCCUCUCCGUGGGGUACACCCACUGGGCCUUAUGUGCUGACGCCUAUGCAGGGAGUCCCUUCCGGGACCACCUGAAGAAACAGAAUUUGAAAGUGGAGACCCAACUCCUAGACCUCUGGCAGGACUUGCACCAUUUCCUCAAUGUCCUGAUGACUAACAGGAAGAGUGGGAAUGCUGUCUUUCAGCACAUGCUGGGCCACAGAAUCUGCGAGCUCUACCUAAAUGAGCAAAUUGGUCCAUGUGUACCACUGAAAUCCCAAACCAUUCAAGGCCUGAAGAAGCUGCUGCCUUUGGGAGAUGUGAACCCCUGGAUUCCCAGAGCCCAGAAAGAGAUCUGCAAGAUGCUCAGUCCCUGGUAUGAUGAAUUCCUGGAAGAAGAGGAUUACUGGUUUCUCAUUUUUACAACUCAGAACAGGUUCCACAAUGUCAAGGGGCAUAAAAAAGGAGACACUAUGAGCAAAGAAGAGAACAUCCUUCUUUGUAAGAGGGUUCAGCAAUCUCUGGAGUUAAGCCAGGGUUUGGCUAACAUGGAGGAAAUGGAUUCUCUUCAGUGGCAAAAGAUAGUUACUGAGAACCUGAGACAAGGCGGGUCUCUCCAGGUAGAACUGACAUCUCCAGUGUUUCUGACAGAUGUAACAAAAAUGUCCUUUGAGGAACUUUGCUGUAAGAAUCCAAAGAUGGCCAUACAGAAGAUGAGUGACGAGUACAAACUAUAUUGUGAGAAGACACCUGGAAUAGAUUUUACAGUGGAAAUUGUCAAGGAGCCAAGGAUUGUAUCAACCACACACAGGAAAUUGUCCUUUAAAAGGACAAAUGUAAGGAAACCCUCAAUGAGACCCAGAAACUUGACAGAAGUCCUCCUAAAUACACACCACUUGGACUACUUCAAGGAGUUCCUCAAAGAACGGAAGGCUGACAUCCCACUGCAAUUCCUGGUAGCCAUACAGAAGAUAAGUGUUGAGACUAAUGAAAAGCUUUACAAGUCUCUCCUUGAAAAUGUAAUGAAGACUUUCUUCCACGGCAAAGUCUCUGCUGAAGAAAUGCUGCAGUGCAAUGCCCCUAUUAUCAAAGAAAUUGCUCACAUGCGUCAAAUCAGCACAACCACGUUGUUAACGAUCCAGGGCUACGUCAUGAAGUCUCUAGAAGAGAAGUGGUUUAAAGAUUACCAAGAUUUGUUCCCAUUGCGUCCUCCAGAGGUUGAAGUUGAAGAACAAAUUUCCCCUAGGAAACCCUCAAAGACAGCAACAACUUACCUACAGGAGUCACAGAAGAGGGGCUGGCUGAAAAUGAUCAGCUUUAUCAAGAGCUUUUGCAAGUACCGCAGAUGUGUAUUGGAUCCCAUUAAGCGCCAGGAAUUUGAAGCCUAUCUUCACAUGGAACUGUACAAUAACAAGGAAAAUUUCUCUGCGCCGGUAAAUGCACCAGGACGCCCAGGCACAGUGCUCUCCAACGUCCGGAGCACAGACCACGAAAAUGGAGAAGCAACACUUACAAAGCGCCGUAUAUUUGGCCACAAGAUUAUCACCAUCAACUUUUUGGUCAACGAUAUAUAUUUCUUUUCUGAAAUGGAAAAAUUUAACGAUCUGGUGAGUUCAUCUCAAGCGCUGCAGGCCAACCGGGCAUGCAACGAGAAUGAUGUGAUCCUAAUGAGAUCCAAAAUUAACAUCAUCCUAAAGCUCUAUCUGCAAUCUGAGGUCCCUCCGAAACUCAGGGUGAAUAUCUCUGAGUCCCAGAAGGAAGCCAUCCUUGCUGCCAUUUUGGAGGGACACCUAGAUCGGACCAUCUUCCACGGGGCUGUCAUGUCUCUCUUCCCCAUCAUUAUGCACUUCUGGAAAAGGUUUUGUUCUUGGAAGGAAAUCAGAUCUUACUUACAGUCCAGGGGGAAGAAGCUCAAGGAUAAAAAAUUUCCUCCUAAACCUGUGUUCAAGUACCCUCCUUGGAGUGGAGGAGAACACGCUGUCCUGAGGUUCAGCGUGCUCAGAGGUAUUGAGUGGUUUCGCCCUCAGCAGCGGGAAGUGGCAGCAAGUCCAGCAGCCCAAAACUCUUCAUCUAGCAACCUUUCCCAGCUGCGACAUGAGCCAUCCAUCGUGCAGCUGUAUCCUCUCCCAGGACUAAAAUUACCCCACAUCAAAAAGGAGAAGAAGUAA